Messenger RNA from Geosmithia morbida, 600 nucleotides. RefSeq names its product Alpha-ketoglutarate dependent xanthine dioxygenase. NCBI's taxonomy places the organism in Eukaryota, Fungi, Ascomycota, Sordariomycetes, Hypocreales, Bionectriaceae. The record is from RefSeq and is a predicted model, not a curated record. The coding region runs from base 1 to 600 and encodes 199 amino acids. The transcript is spliced from 5 exons.
AUGAGCUCUACCCAGAUCCGAGCCAAAUCGCUUUCUGGGGUCGAGCACUCAGGCAUCGAUCUGGAGAAUGUCAAUGUGAAUAUGAAGAACCAGCGUGGCCUCACGCCCGGGUCUAAUUCCGGCUGGCUCAAUGACCUUAAGACUAUACCAAGCCAUCCGCAGGUGAAGGUUAUUGGACACAGACAUGUCGAUAAAUUUGAGAGCCUGAUGGAUCUCACCCUCAUCCACCCGCACCACAAGACAUUCCACAAGCACACCAUCCCGGAGGACGACGACCUCACCCACAUGCAUUUCUAUCGAUGGAACAUUGACCCGGCCAUCACGGUCGAAUACGCCCCUCAUCCUUACAUCUGGUUGAGCAAAGCCAAGGCGAGGUCAAAUGGCCUCGGGUUGCUCCCGGAUGGCCUGGAACUACCAGAGAAUGUUUUGUCCGACAUUGAUGAGAAUGGGACUUGCAUCGGGAACCUGAAGGUUAUGAGGGAGACCAUAUACAGGCUCCAGAGAUCAGCUAUCAGCCCUCAGUUUGCCUACCCGCAUGCUUGGGAUGAGGGCGACUUGGUGCUCUUCAACAACGAUGGAGUGAUGCACUCCAUCGUGUAA